ACAAAUUGAGAACUCGAUGAAACCAGCAUCUUUAGUAAUCAACAUUGACCGAGGUUAGAAGAUAAGUGAACCCAGAAAGACUCCAUUUGUUUCCAAUCUUGUGUCUUGUUCCUUGUUCUCUCUGAGCUCUUCAUGCUCGUGAAAACUGUGUUAGUUUCCAUGGCAAAACAACAAGUCCAUAGCUCUUAUCACUUUCUUCUCUUAAUGCUCAUUUGUUCUUGUUCCAUUCAUCUUUCAGAACAACUUCAACCCUCUCAAUAUCAGACCCUGGUGAAAAUCCAGGAGCUUCUUGACUAUCCACCAGUUCUGAACGGCUUUUAUAACUCUUCAGACUUGUGCAACAUCGAGCCAACUCCAUCACUGACCCUGGUUUGUUAUGAAGAUAACUUGACUCAGCUUCACAUUGCAGGCAACAAUGGGAUGGUCCCUCCAUUGCCUCAGAGUUCCUCCUCUGACUCUUUCUUUGACAGUCUUGGAGGCCUGUCAAGCUUGAAAGUCAUAUCUUUGGUUUCUCUAGGAUUAUGGGGAGCCAUUCCUGGAAGCAUUGGUCAGUUAUCUUCCCUGGAAAUACUUAAUCUCAGUUCAAACUACUUCAAUGGUCCCAUUCCAGUUCAACUUUCAUAUUUGAAGAAUUUGCAGACACUGAUACUUGACAAUAACAACUGCAGUGGGAAAGUUCCUGGUUGGAUAAGUUCUCUACAUGCUCUAUCUGUUUUGAGCUUGAAGAACAAUUCUCUAAGUGGGGUUUUGCCAACUUCUCUAAAAGGAUUAGAAACUCUCAGAGUUCUCUCUCUUUCAGGAAAUAACUUGUCUGGUGAAGUGCCUGAUCUUCACAACUUGAGAUUCCUUCAAGUUCUUGAUUUAGCAGACAAUCAUUUUGGUCCUGAUUUUCCUAAAUUGCAUAACAAGCUAGUCACUCUCGUACUGAAAAACAACAGGUUUCAGUUUGGCCUCCCUGCUGAACUAUCCACCUACAAUCAUCUUCAAAAGCUAGAUAUUUCUUUCAAUGGAUUUGUAGGACCAUUUUUACCUUCAAUUUUACAUCUACCUUCAAUAGUUUAUCUUGAUAUUCAUGGAAACAAACUCACAGGAAUGUUCUUCCAGAGCAUGUCCUGCAAUCCUGAACUUGCUUAUGUAGAUUUAUCCUCAAAUCUUCUCACUGGAGAUUUACCUUCUUGUCUACAAGUGGGCAACAUGAGCAGGCUUGUCUUGUAUUCCAAAAACUGUUUGUCAAAUGAAGAACAAAUGCAGCAUCCUUCUAAUUUCUGCCACAAUGAAGCUCUGGCUGUGACAGUUCUGCCUCAUAAAGAGAAGAAUAAGACACCUCAUGCGAAAUCGGUUAUUGCAUCAAGUAUGGUGGGAGGAACUUUAGGGGGCAUUGCUGUUGUUGGGGUGGUUCUUUUGUUUGUCAGGAAAGUGUACAACAAAGAUUCUAUGAAAAUGCCUUCAACCUGCAGGUUAAUUAUGGAGAAUGUGUCAACUGUUAACGCGGUGAAGCUGCUAUCAGAUGCUAAGUGUAUAUCACAAACAAUGAAGCUGGGAGCUAGCCUUCCUGUAUAUCGAACCUUUACUUUGGAGGAGCUUAAGGAGGCAACAGAUAACUUUGACGCUUCAAGUUUAAUAAAACAGAGUUCACACGGUCAGGUUUAUAGAGGGAAGCUCACUGAUGGCACUGUUGUUGCUAUUAGAAGAUUUAAAAUGAGAAAAAGACACAGUCCUCAGAUGUAUACGCACAACAUUGAGAUGAUUUCGAAACUUAGACAUAGUCAUUUGGUUAGUGCUCUUGGACACUGCUUUGAGAGCUGCGUGGAUGAUUCAAGUGUUAGCAACAUAUAUCUGAUAUUUGAGUUUCUCCCGAACAGGACCCUUAGAAGCUACAUAUCCGGUCAAAAGCUUAAUUGGAUUCAAAGAAUAGCAGCUGCAAUAGGAGUUGUAAAGGGUGUCAAGUUCCUGCAUACAGGGAUUGUGCCUGGAGUAUUCUCGAAUAACCUGAAGAUAACAGAUGUUAUAUUAGAUCAGUAUCUUCAUGUAAAGAUCAGCAGUUAUAACCUACCUCUUUUAGCCGAAAAUAAGCGAAUGUUUCAGGGCAAUUCUGAAGUUUCUUAUCAAGGAAUUAAAGCAAGUCCUUUGGCAAGGACAAAACAGGAUGAUAAAAGUGAUGUCUAUGACAUAGGAGUGAUCUUACUUGAAAUCAUUGUGGGAAGACCGAUUACAUCCCAAAACGAAGUUGUUGUUGCAAGAGAUCUUCUACAAGUGAGCAUAACGAUUGACAAGUCAGCUAGAAAGGGCAUUGUCGAUCCAUCGGUUAUGAAUGAAUGUUCCGAAGAAUCAUUGAAGACGAUGCUCGAGUUGUGUGUGAGGUGUCUCGGCAAUGAGCCAAGAAACCGACCUUCUGUUGAAGAUAUUCUGUGGAAUUUGCAGUUUGCUGCACAGGUUCACAAUCAAGAGUUAGUGUAACACACUCAGUAUCAGAUGAAAUUAUUGAAGGCUUUUUUGUGUAUAGUUUAGGCAUAUAAAAAUCGUUUGCCUGCUGAAGUUUUUGUGUGGACAAUGUCUUGACCAAACACUAGAACCGAAUUUAUUUAUUUAUUUAUUUAUUUUUAUCAUUUGGUUUAUGAGUUGGUGGAGACCAAGUUUAAUUGUUCUUGAACCAACAGCUAGUGCUAAUGUAAAUCUGAAACUCACUCAUCACUGGUUGGAACAGGAAGCAAUUGUGAACUACGACAU
Molecule: messenger RNA, 2727 nt
Organism: Pistacia vera
Lineage: Eukaryota; Viridiplantae; Streptophyta; Magnoliopsida; Sapindales; Anacardiaceae
Product: probable inactive leucine-rich repeat receptor-like protein kinase At3g03770
Exons: 7
Coding region: 133-2457 (774 amino acids)
Biological process (GO): protein phosphorylation
Molecular function (GO): ATP binding; receptor serine/threonine kinase binding; protein kinase activity
Source: RefSeq, a predicted model, not a curated record